This is a messenger RNA of Olea europaea var. sylvestris, 740 nucleotides long. RefSeq lists its product as uncharacterized. Lineage: Eukaryota; Viridiplantae; Streptophyta; Magnoliopsida; Lamiales; Oleaceae. The transcript has a single exon. Bases 85 to 516 code for a protein of 143 amino acids. The record is from RefSeq and is a predicted model, not a curated record.
AUUGAGCGAAAAAUUCUUGAAAUUUGUAUAGGGUUAGCUUGCUGGUUUUGUUAUUUCCCGAUAUAAAAUAGAAGGUGAAAAAAUAUGGCAAGUAUUGUCUCGAUCCCAGCUUUUAAAGUCUUCUCCGUUAACAAAGGCACCAGAGAGUAUAGAGGAUCAAGUGCUACUCGUGGGCAAUGUCAAGAUAUUAGGGUGAUGAGGAUGGAAAAGCCGUUGGAAGAGCUGUACAAUGUGAGGGUGGAGAGAAAUGUAACGAAAGAGCGACUGACAGAGCUUGGCAUUUCGAAAUGGUCGAUUUGGAAGACAGGCAAAUGCAAGCUUCCAUGGGACUGGCAUGUUGAUCAAUUAGUUUAUAUUGAGGAAGGGGAGGUGAGGGUUGUGCCUGAAGGGAGUCAGCGUUAUAUGCAAUUUGUAGCUGGUGACCUUGUUCGCUACCCCAAAUGGUUUGAAGCUGAUCUUUGGUUCAAUGGCUUCUAUCAGGAGCGCUAUAGUUUCAGAGCAUACGGUGAUGACUAGUGGAAAAUUUUUAUUUCCUAAAAGCAGUUAUAUAUGGAAUGUUGGUUUUUUUUUUUCCCCCCUUAAUGUCCAGCUGGAAACAAUUUUGUCUCCAUAUUGAUGUAUCUCUAGAGUCGAUAACUUUAUUUGAGAUGUGGCUGAGCAUGAAUGUUUUGUUGUGACUAUCAGAUUAUUGUAUAAUUGGCUCAUUUGCAAUGACUCUCGUUCGAGGGUGGCCGUAAUGA